Closterium sp. NIES-65 is the source of this 837-nucleotide messenger RNA. The record is from the annotation of a GenBank genome assembly. Lineage: Eukaryota; Viridiplantae; Streptophyta; Zygnematophyceae; Desmidiales; Closteriaceae.
AUGGCCAGCAAGCACCACCCCAACCUGGUGCGCCUGUUGGGCUUCUGUUUAAACUUCGAUUCCAGCACAGGCCAGAUUGAGCAGGUGCUCGUGUAUGAGUUCAUGGCAAAUCGCGACUUGGAGAGCUGGAUUGGACCAGGAGCUCCAAGCCAUCUCUCCCUAUUGCAACGACUGGAUGUUCUGAUUGGAGUGGCCAAGGGGUUGCAUUAUCUUCAUGACUUCAGCAUUGUGCAUCGAGACAUCAAGCCAGCCAACGUUUUGCUUGAUGCAAAAAUGCAUGCCAAGAUUGCAGACUUCGGGCUGGUGAAACUCACCGGAGGCACCGCUAUGGGCACAUCUGUGGCUGCCACUCGAGUGAUGGGGACACCGGGUUAUGUGGAUCCUGCCUACUACAAGUCCCACAAGGCCACUCCACCAGCAGACGUGUACAGCUUUGGUGUGGUGAUGCUGGUAGUCAUCUCGGCACGCAAGGCCGUGCAUGCGAGCGAGACCAGCCAUAUCAGUCUGAAGCAAUGGAUCGCCCCGUUUGUCGAGUCAGAUGCCGUGACACUCUUCAAGGACCCGUACUUGGACGCACCAGAUGACUUGGUGCUGCGCUGGGCUCGCCUUGCCCUCUCCUGCACCGCCAUGCCUGCGGCCUCCCGCCCCUCCAUGAAUCAAGUGCUGGGAGAGCUGGUGAAGUUUAAGCAGGAGGCGUCCGGAGCACAUGAGAGCCAUGUGGGCGAGGCCAAAUCUCGCAUCGACAUGGAGCUUGGAUAUUCCAUUGGCUCCUCCAGCUUCACUGCUGAAAUGGCCCGUGCGGAGCGUGAGGGCAUGCCAAGCAGCUCUUCCACAUAA